AUGGCUGCUGUCGCAGAAAACGGUUCCCUACCGGUGAACAACGAGAACGCCGCCCCCAUACCUACAGCAACCGAGCAAAAGGAGCAGACCGAGAAAGCGAAUGGAGACUCGAUCACAGUGUUCCAUGAUGCGGAAAACUUCAACGUGAAGCAUCCUUUGAUGCAUGAAUGGACUCUUUGGUUCACCAAGCCUCCCAGUGGCAAAGGUGAUAACUGGAAUGAUCUUUUAAAGGAAGUUGUGACAUUUAACUCAGUUGAAGAAUUCUGGGGUAUCUACAACAAUAUCACGCCAACCUCCGAACUGGGUCUUAAAGCCGACUACCACCUUUUCAAGAAGGGAAUCAGACCUGAGUGGGAAGAUCCUCAGAACAAGCAUGGUGGCAAAUGGUCGUAUUCGUUCAAAGAAAAGCGUUCCGUACCCAUUGAUGAAUUAUGGCUUCAUGCACAACUGGCAGCCAUUGGUGAGACCCUCGAAAAUGACGGAGACAGCGAAGUUAUGGGUGUCGUUGUGAAUGUGCGUAAGGGAUUCUACCGUGUUGGUUUGUGGACACGGACUGUCGGCAAGAGCAUCCCGGGAGACAAGAAUGGCCGUACACCCGCUCAAGGCAAGGAGGUCCUUGAGGCCAUCGGAAGACGUUUCAAGGAGGUUCUGCGCCUCAAGGAGUCUGAUGUUGUGGAAUUCUCUGGGCACACAGACAGUGCACACAGUGGUAGCACACGAGCCAAGGCCAAGUACACCGUUUGA
This is a messenger RNA of Aspergillus tanneri, 744 nucleotides long. It is a transcript of the gene TIF45, whose product is annotated as eukaryotic translation initiation factor 4E. The record is from RefSeq and is a predicted model, not a curated record. The transcript is spliced from 3 exons. Lineage: Eukaryota; Fungi; Ascomycota; Eurotiomycetes; Eurotiales; Aspergillaceae. Bases 1 to 744 code for a protein of 247 amino acids. Gene Ontology annotation, cellular component: eukaryotic translation initiation factor 4F complex; cytoplasm. Gene Ontology annotation, molecular function: RNA 7-methylguanosine cap binding; translation initiation factor activity. Gene Ontology annotation, biological process: translational initiation.